AUGAAUACUUUUGGGUGGCGUAAUGCUUUUUCAGUCAGUUGUAAAUUUGUUACAAGAAGAAACGGUAAAGGCGUAAGUCGGUCAGGUGGAGUGAGUCUUCUGUGGCAGGAGGGUGUGGCUGUGACUUUGAAGUCGUAUAGUGAAUGUCACAUAGAUGUUACUAUCAAAGACGAGGAGUCGGGGCAACCAUGGAGGUUCACAGGGAUUUAUGGGCAACCCAAAGUUGAGAAUCGGCACUUGACUUGGUCAUUACUAAAAAAACUAGGUCAAACUGAUAAUCAACUUUGGGUGGUCGGUGGUGAUUUCAACGAAAUCACGUCUUUUUUAGAAAAAGAUGGUGGUCUUAUGAGAGGGGAGAGACAAAUGGAGGGCUUUAGGGAGGAGGAAAUAAAAGAAACUAGAGACCAACUCGGUGUGUUCUUUGACAAGACGUUAUCAGCACCUUCAGAUGAGGUACGGACGCAGCUGGAAACAAAACUCCACGAGUUAUUACAAAAGGAACAGGUUUUUUGGCAACAGCGAUCUAGGGUGUUGUGGUUGGCUGAAGGGGAUUUAAAUACCAAGUAUUUCCAUCAAAAAGCUAGUAACAGGAAGAAGAAGAACACGCUGCAUGGCUUGUUCAAUGGGGAGGGGGUUUGGUGCAGUGAAGAGUCGGACAUGCAGCGUAUUAUAAUUGAUUAUUACACCAAGCUUUUCACUUCAACUAGCCCAUGUAUUGAGCAACAUGAUUUGAGCUGUAUUCCGAGGGUCAUCACGGAUGAGGUGAACAGACAGCUAUCUGGUGAGUUUCAGGCUUCAGAAAUCUUUCGUGCCCUAAAACAAAUGCACCCAUCCAAGGCUCCUGGGCCGGAUGGGUUUUCACCAGUUUUCUAUCAGCAGUUUUGGGAUGUAGUUGGGAGUGACGUGGUUGAGGCUGUGAAAUGUUUUCUGAGCUCAGACGAUCGUAUGAAGGAGGUCAAUGGUACGUGGGUUACUCUCAUUCUGAAAGUUAAAACACCAGAGUUUGUGCAUCAAUUGAGGCCUAUCAGCCUAUGUAAUGUGAUAUACAAGAUUGGCUCCAAGGUAUUGGCAAAUAGGCUGAAACCUCUGCUUGAUGGCAUUAUCUCUCCUUAUCAAAGUGCGUUUGUACCGGGGAGAUUAAUUUCUGGUAAUUCACUACUGGCUUUUGAGAUUUCACAUUGCCUUAAAAGAAGAAGAAGAGGGCAUGUGGGUUAUUGUGCUUUGAAGCUGGAUAUGAGCAAGGCCUACGAUAGAGUCGAAUGGGCAUUCCUUGAAGCUAUGUUGGUGCAGUUAGGGUUAUGUGGGGAAUGGAUAACAUGGAUCAUGAGAUGCGUUAAGACGGUGACGUACUCUUUCAUGGUGAAUGGUGAGGUAGUUGGGAACCUAGUGCCUUCAAGGGGCCUCAGGCAGGGGGACGCCAUCUCCCCUUACCUAUUCCUGCUGUGCGCUGAGUUUCUAUCGCGGCUCCUGGUUUUGGCUGAGCAGAACAAUGAUAUACAAGGUGUGAAAGUGUGUAAGAGGGUACCUCCAAUUAGCCACCUUUUUUUCGCAGAUGACUCAUUCAUCUUAUUCAAAUCAGGUUAUAAUGAGUGUGUGUUCCUGCGUGAUAUGUUCCUUUUUUAUGAAAGGUUGACGGGGCAGCAGAUAAACUUUGAAAAAAGUUGUGUAUCAUUUAGUCGUAAUGUACCUAGAAGCUUGCAAGACGGGCUGGCAGAAGUUUUGGGAGUGCAGAGAGUUGAAAAACAUGAUAAAUAUCUUGGCUUACCCACUGAGCUGAGUUACUCGAAGGAGGAUGCUUUCAAGUUUUUAACUGAGAGAGUGAGGAAACGCACACAAGGAUGGCGAGAUAAAACCCUGAGCGGUUCCGGUAAGGAAGUGCUCAUAAAAUCUGUGAUUCAGUCUAUCUCGACAUAUGUAAUGAGUUGUUUUGAGUUACCAAAACAUUUGUGUGAUGAGAUGCAUAGACUGAUGGCUCGCUUUUGGUGGGGUGAUCAAGGUGAGGAGAGGAAAAUACACUGGGUGUCAUGGGAAAAGUUGUGCAUCCCUAAGGCAGAAGGCGGACUAGGGUUCAGAGAUAUGAAGUUAUUCAAUAAAGCUCUACUGGCUAAGCAGGGUUGGAGACUAGUAAGAAAGCCAGAUUCUCUAAUUGCACGGGUACUCAAAGCCAAGUACUUUCCUGAUACAGGUUUCAUGCGAGCUGGAUUGAAGAAGGGGUCUUCAUUUACGUGGAGAAGUAUCUUCAAAGGUAGAGAGCUGUUGUGCAAGGGUUUAAGAGUUCAGGUUGGGAAUGGAGAGGACACAUUGGUAUGGAAUGAUCCUUGGAUUCCUAUGCCAUAUCAUUUCAAACCAUUCACACCACCAAUGGAAGGCACUGAGGAAAUGAGAGUAGCAGAACUUAUAGAUGAAGAAAGUGGGGAGUGGGAGAUUUGGUUGCUGAAUGAGUUGUUUACGGAGACUGAGGUUAAUUAUAUUGCUCAAAUUCCAUUAAGUUUGAAUGGGGGAGCAGAUCGGUGGAUAUGGCAUUUUGACAGGAAGGGAAUUUACACUGUGAAAAAUGGUUAUCAUGUUGCCAGAAUAACGGAGCAAAUGGAUAUGAGAGCGUCUUCUUCUGGGAUGAAUACAAGAAGCGAAACUAUGUGGAAAAAACUGUGGAAAGUGAACGUACCUCCAAAGGUACGCAUGCAUGCAUGGAGGUUAGUUAAGGGGAUACUACCAACCAAAGGUGCCCUAGCAAAAAAAGGGGUACUAUUGGAUAUGAGGUGUCCUUUAUGUUUCGUGGAGUGGGAAGAUGGCAUGCAUGUGUUCAAAAAUUGUAGUGUGGUGAACAUUUUCUGGAAGUGCGGUCCUAUUAAGUUAUGCCCAGCAGUGCACCCAGCUCCAGACUUGGUGGAAUGGUUCUAUGCCAUGAUUGAUUUGCUGCAUGGUGAGCAUCUUGAGUUUUUCUUAUUGUCUCUUUGGGCUAUAUGGAAUGAAAGGAAUAACCUUGUAUGGAAAGGUGGAUGCUUCAUUCCAAUGAAUGUGGCCAAAUGGAUGUGUACGUACCUUGAUGAGUAUAAGAAGCUCCAUGCACGUUGUGCUAAGAAGAACAGAAGGCAUGUUACCAAAUGGCAGUGUCCACCAAGUGGACGACUUAAAGUGAACAUUGAUGGAAGCUUUAGAGCUGGAAAUGGCUAUGGUGGUAUAGGAGUUAUUGUCCGGGAUGAACAUGGAGAUUGCGUAGCUACGUUGGCUAGACCUCUCCCUUAUGUACAGUCUGCAUUGCAUGCUGAGGUGGAGUCACUCCGCGCCGGCUUACUGGUAGCUAUACAUCAAGGUUGGGAUGAGAUUGAGGUAGAGUCAGAUUGUGCUAUGCUUGUAAAUGCCCUUGAUGGGGAGGAGGAGGACUUGUCAGAGAUAGGCCGGAUUGUAGAGGAUUGUAAAAGAUAUGCUAGUUCUUUUAAGUCCUUUCAAUUUCGGCAUGUCUUUCGUGAAGCAAAUGGGGUGGCCAAUAGGUUAGCACACAUUGCUAGUUGGAAUAGUAUUGAUGAAUUUUGGGUAGAAGAGACGCUUGUUAUUAUUCGGGACGUUCUCUAUGAGGAUAUGUGUAAUGGUUCUAGGGGUUCAGGCAAUAUGUCCCCCCCAUUGUACUCUUUCCCUAUUAAUAAUAUGAACGAGGCACCUAGCUAG
This is a messenger RNA of Rosa rugosa (rugosa rose), 3666 nucleotides long. RefSeq lists its product as uncharacterized. The transcript has 2 exons. Gene Ontology annotation, molecular function: nucleic acid binding; RNA-DNA hybrid ribonuclease activity. NCBI's taxonomy places the organism in Eukaryota, Viridiplantae, Streptophyta, Magnoliopsida, Rosales, Rosaceae. The record is from RefSeq and is a predicted model, not a curated record. Bases 1 to 3666 code for a protein of 1221 amino acids.